AUGGACGAAACAUGGAUCCACCACUACACGCCACAGUCGAAUACACAGUUGGCAGAGUGGUUGGAAGCCGGCCAAAGCCGACCAAAACGUCCAAAGCCGCAACAAUCGGCUGGAAAGGUCUUGGCCAGCAUUGCUUGGGAUGCUUGCGGUGUAAUCUUCAUCGACUAUCUUGAAAAGGGUAAAACGGUCACCGGCGAGUAUUAUGCCAGCUUGUUGGACCGUUUGAACGACGAAACCAAGAAACAGCGGCCUCAUUUAGCAAAGAAAAAAGUGUUGUUCCACCAAGGCAAUGCACCGGCGCACAAAUCAACGAUUGUCAUGGCAAAAUUGCACGAAUUGCACUACAAAUUGCUUCCCCAUCCACCGUAUUUCCCAGAUUUGGCCCCCAGCGACUAUUGGCUGUUUCCAAACUUGAAGAGAUGGCUUCAGGGAAAGAUAUUUCGAUCAAAUGAAGAAGUUGAAUGGGAAACAAACUCGUAUUUUGAAGGACUUUCUAUCGAUCAUUUUUCGAAAGGCAUCAAAAUGUUAGAAGACCGUUGGGAAAAGUGUAUUGCCCUAGAAGAGACCUAUCUUAAAGAAUAA
Anastrepha obliqua is the source of this 582-nucleotide messenger RNA. Its product is annotated as histone-lysine N-methyltransferase SETMAR-like. The transcript has a single exon. The record is from RefSeq and is a predicted model, not a curated record. Bases 1 to 582 code for a protein of 193 amino acids. Gene Ontology annotation, molecular function: nucleic acid binding. Lineage: Eukaryota; Metazoa; Arthropoda; Insecta; Diptera; Tephritidae.